Hevea brasiliensis (rubber tree) is the source of this 2280-nucleotide messenger RNA. RefSeq lists its product as uncharacterized. Bases 193 to 2031 code for a protein of 612 amino acids. NCBI's taxonomy places the organism in Eukaryota, Viridiplantae, Streptophyta, Magnoliopsida, Malpighiales, Euphorbiaceae. Gene Ontology annotation, molecular function: protein binding. The record is from RefSeq and is a predicted model, not a curated record. The transcript is spliced from 3 exons.
UCAAUUCAUAAGCUCGCAAACAUAUGUAAUGAAGUACAAUCUCUGUCAGAAACUGUGGAUAUGGAGUCUAAACCUUUCUCCAAGAAAAAGGGUACCACUCCACCACUUUGGGUCACCCACUUUAAUUGCCAUUUCAUCUUUGGUAACCCUAAGCCUAUCAAUAUCAGAAAAAACCAGACUAAAGACUAAACUAUGGGUUCUCUGAAGAAGGAGAGGUUAACCUCUACCUCUAACACUGCCAACUCUAAUACUGCUAAUAUGAAUAAGAAGCAGAGUUGCACCAAUCCUGGUUGCUUCUUUUGCUCCAUGAAAGAGCAAAACUUGUCACUGAGGCGAGCUGGAAUAGGCAGUUGUUUCAAGGAAAUGCCAGUCAAAGACAGUCAAGAACACGUUCUGGUGCUUAGUGGUCUAUGGAACAUUGCUAUGACACAGCCAGAUGAUCCAGAGUUCCCAUCCCUCGGCAUCUUCGAUUGCAUGGCAAGGUUGAUCCAAAAAGGUAUUAAUGAUAGAAGUUGGCUUCUUAGGGAUGAAAACAUAUAUGUCCCUUAUUAUGCAGCUCAUGUAAUCGGCUCUUACACUAUGAACAAAGUUGAGUUUGCAGAGAAAGCUGUUGAAUCAGGUGUCAUACCACCAUUAAUGGAGCUUUUACGAGGAAAGAUUAGUUGGGUGGAGCAAAGAGUAGCGGUUAGAGCACUUGGUCAUCUGGCAAGCUAUGAAAGAACCUUUGCAGCAGUAGCAGCGUACGAACGAGAGGUAGUGCAAUUAACCAUAAAGCUAGCUUCUACUUGUCUUGAUGCGGUGUUUGCUAAUUUUGUUGGGGUGAAGGAUGUAGAGAAGAGGUUGAAGUAUCAUAGUAACUUGCUUACAAGAGGAGUUGGAGGGCUAGACAUGGAGAACAGAAAGGCGGAGGAGUGGGCCAGCCAAAUUCAAUGCUGGUCUCUUUAUCUUUUAAAUUGCUUUGCUUGCAAAGAGAGGUGUUUAGAUCUCAUUUGCAGGCAAGAAUUUUUAAAAUAUUUGUGUGGAAUGUGUGGUGGAUUGGUGAAUCAUUCAUCACCUGCAGGAGUUGGACUCAUUAGAAUAUUGUGCUACAGUAAAAAUGGCAGAAAGAGCAUUGCUGAAUCAAAAGAAGUUAUAAACAAUAUAUGCAAUCUCUCGAGAUCUUCAGAUGAUUGGCAGUACAUGGGCAUCGAUUGUCUUCUGUUACUUCUCAAAGAUCAAGAUACCAGGUAUAAAGUCAUAGAAAUUACCACCUUGUUUCUUGUAGAUUUGGUUGAACUUAAAAGCCUUGGCGAUAGAUUAAAUGUGGGUGAAGCAAUAACAAAAGCACUUCUUUUAGACUAUAAACAAAUCAAGUUGAAGGUAAAGAACAAAAAUGUUCUAAAUGUGUUACAAGAAAUGUGGAAUUUGAAAGUAGAGAGGAGAAGAAGAGAGAAAUUAAUGCUGUCAGAAGAAAAGGCUGAGGAAAGGAGAGUUUUGGUGGGAUUAAUAAAGCAACAAGGAAACCACAUGUUUUGGUUAGGAAAUAUAGAAGAAGCAUUAGUGAAGUAUACUGAAGCACUAGCUAUGUGCCCGCUAAGGUUGAGAAAGGAAAGAAUGGUCCUUCAUAGUAAUAGAGCUCAGUGUCACUUGCUGCUAAGAGACCCAGAUGCAGCCAUUAGUGACUCAACUCGAGCUCUUUGCCUAUCCAACCCAGCAAACUCUCAUAGCAAAAGCCUUUGGAGGAGAUCACAGGCGUAUGACAUGAAAGGGUUAGCUAAAGAGAGCUUGAUGGACUGUAUAAUGUUUAUCAAUGGCUGCAUCAGAACUGAAACAAGCAAACACUUGAAAAUCCCAUACUUUGCAGCACGUAUGAUCAGCAAACAGACGGAAGCAACGUGGCUAUUUGCGGGUGCCAAGUCAAGGGCAUCAAUAAGUCAAGUGGAUCAAGCAGUACAAGAAUUGGAUGGUGAUCAUGACUUGCAGAAAUAUGAGGAAAUAAUGAAAAUUAGGAUGAAGAAAAAAGGUUUCAUAUCUCUGGUCUGUCAACCAUAAUGGAAGAGCCGCUCGUGGGAAAAGAGGUGAGCAAAAGAAAGCUGGGGAGGCGGCCAAGAAGGCGGAAAAAUCUGGUUAUUGUGGCCAUGGCAAGGCUUGUGGUGGGUACUUUAGGUUUUGGCCUUCUGUUUAGCCUUAUAGAAGUUGGGAUUUGGACCAUCAUGUUGAUUUUACAAUUAAGUUGGAGAAUGAAAUUAGGGAAUAUUACUAAUUUCUGAAAUUUUAUUCUCCGCGCACCUCACAAGCAAA